AUGGCGCUGAGCUGCGGCGUCGGGGGCAGGAGCGGCAGCCCGGCGGGGGCGGCGGGGGGCGGCCCCGCGUCGGCGGCGGCGGCGGGUCCCGGGCUGCUGAUGGAGGUGGAGAGCCCCGGCGAGGAGGAGUACGAGAGCCUGCCCCCCAGCGCCACCCUGGGCACGCACAUGAUGGCCGGGGCGGUGGCCGGCAUCCUGGAGCACACGGUCAUGUACCCCGUGGACUCCGUCAAGGUGAGCCGGCGGGAGGGCGCGCGGCGGGGGAGCCGGGAGACCCCUCGCCUGCCCCGGGGCAGGGGCGCGCUUCCCCUGCCCCCUUUCGGGCCAGUCCUCGUUGCCCCAGGCUGCUGGGGCUCCGCCGUCCGAGUGGCAGCGGCUGCCAUGUGUUUCUUCGUCCUCGCGUGGCUCCCGGGCGCCGCUCCCCUUCGCCUUUGACUUCAGGAGAGCGAGACGGGGGGGGCAGUUCCCGGGCUGUCUGCAGCAUGGCAGUGCCAUCUGGGCUCUUACAAGCAACAUCUCCGUAAAGGUCGCAACUGACACCCCCCCCCGCCGCCCCUUAAGCCAAGAGGGGCGUGUUUUGCUGGCUGCCCUCCGCCACCCAUAUCCUCAAAUUGCCAUUUCUUGCCUUUACUACUACUUACAAAUAGGAUCCACUCACUCUGCAUAUUUCUGCGAUCUAAUAUUUGUGCUUCAGCACUGCAGCUGGAAAUGCUGUUUCUGCUAAUGACUUGAGACUAAGGAUGCAUAUACAUUCAAAGCACAUUUUUCCUCCACCCUGAAUCUCAGGAACUUCAGUUUACUACAGUUCCUGGCACCCUUAACAAACUACAGUUCCCAGGAUUUAAAAAAUAUAUUUUACUAGGGGAGUGUGUGCUUUAAAUAUAUGUCAGGUACGCAGCCUAAGAGAUGCUGAUGUUCUGUGCAGUGAAUCAUUGGCAGAGAGCACCCCUCUUAACCAGUCUGUGGACCAGGGGGACUAGGCUAGUCUCCUAAAUGUGCCUAGUAAAUUGGAGUAUUAAAGCCUGGCUCUUCCUUCCCAAAGCCCAGGAAGCUUCUGCCCAGCUUAGGGAGGGAUGUGUGUGACCCCCGCCCCCAGUCGUCCUCACACUAUGAAAAAUAUCACUGCACGCCACUGCUAGUUUCUCCAGUGCACUGGGCACUGUUAACCCUGUGAACACCGUAAUCGUUAUGUUAUCCCAGUCAGGAUUAAGGAGAGAAUGUGCCUAAUUCGUGUUAGUGAGUAUACAGUAGGAGGAAUGGUGGCUGCAGGACUUGGUGUUCUCCUGCUGCUAAAUAUUAAAUUUCUAGGUAAUCUUCAAUCUGGAGUAAAAGUCUUGUCUCCUUUUCCCCAUGCUCAGUUUAGCAGCCCUUCUCCUGCGUUCUGUUACUUGGAGAUGACUGCACCACCUUCCUAGAUGAACAGGUGAACUGCUUUCCCUCCUGUCAUUUCAGUUGGUGGUAGGCUCUUACCAGGCACUUCGCAGGAGUGUUUAGAAGUGAGCUCUGGUGACCAUUUUGGCAUUAUUGCUGAAGAGGCAUCAUGGAGUUCCCCUGCCCAUCUGCCAGCAAGACUGCAUUAUCCAAUUUCUUGACAUACGCGUGUGUGUUCAUUGUUCAAAUCAAUUGCCAGUGCAAUCCUAAGCAUAUUUGUUCAGAAUCCAGUCCCAUUGUGUCCAGCAAAACUUAGCUGGAAGUAAGUAUGCAUAGGAUUGCAGCCUACAGAACUCAGACUAAUGUUAACAUUGCUUUAACAAAAAAAAAAGAGCCAUUCUUCCCACCCCUCAUUGAUCUGGUUUAGUCUCAUUUGUAAACACACAUUCAUUGAAUCAUAGAACUGUGGAUUUAGAAGGGACCACCAAGGGUCAUCUAGACCGUUCCACUGUUGAACAGCUCUUACUGUCAGAAAGUUCUUCCUGAUGUUUAGUUGGAAUCUCCUUUCAUCUAACUUGAAACCGUUGGUUCAAUUCCUCCCCUCCAGAGCAGGAGAAAACAAGCUUGCUUCCUCUUCCAUGCAACAGCCCUUUAGAUAUUUGAAGAUGCUAUCAUUCUACGUUCUCUAGCAAUAUUUAGUAUAAUAGGCUAAUGCUUUCUGCCACUCACUUGAUUGCAAAAGAGGUCUGGCAGCAGGGUUGUGUCUGGUAACAGCAUGGGUGUGUGCCUGACGUUACAACUCUCAUUAACAAAAAUGUGGCAAUAUGCUACUUGCUUGCCUUGCGAAGCACACUCUGGUUUGGAGCAGGAAUUCGUGUGUUGCUCAAGAGUGAGGGAAAAUGCAGUUGGGUGGCUGGCUUCCCUCCCUCGGUUGUUCUUGUGGCUGGGUGGCGAUUCCCUGAUCUCAAGUUUUGCUAAGUUCAAUCUUGAAUGCCAGGGAAUUUUUCAAGGCUUGACUUGGGAGUAGCUGUCUCCUGUCUGCUAUGCUGUGCUAUGCACAGCAAAUGUGCCUGCUCUGUGAACAGAGGAAGGCCACAGCUCAAAAAGCGAGUGUGAGCUUUGCACGCAGAAGGUCCCAGGUUCAAUCCCUGGGGAAGAACCCUGGAGAGCCUCUGCCAGUCAGUGUAGACAUUAUUGGUCUGGUCUGGUCUGACUUGGUAUUAGGCAGCUUCCUAUGUUCAUGCUAUCGCUCUGACAUCUGCUGCAGCAGUGGGAAUCCUGUACACAUGUUUAAAACAUCUUCAUACGUUUCCCAUGGUACUUCAAGGAACAUUGGUUUUCACACCGCCAUUUCAUCUUCCACAUAGCAUGUAUAUCUGCCCCUCGCUUGAUCGAACUCUUUAAUAUUCUCAACUCUUUACUUGAGGUCUACCUAGAGGAAUGAUGCUUCUAAUCAGAGUUGGGGAACUAUUUCAGAUUCCUAGAACCCAGCUCCCGUAUUUUAGUGAUUAGGUACCAGGAAUCUGAUUGGCCCAGCUCCUACCUGAGGGAGGUGGUAUUUCUGAGUUGGAGGGUGGCCAUGGUAGUUUAGGGCUGGGCGCAGAGCCAGGACAGAAAGCAGGGCUGGCUCAAGACAUUUUGGUACCUGAGGUGAAACACAAAAUGGCACCAUGAAACAAUGAGUGGAGAACAUUGGGAACAAGGGGGUAAUAAAGAUCUACAUCGGGAUCUGCUGCCCCUGUAGAUCCUGCUGUCUGAGGCAGUUGCCUCACCUUGCCUCGUGGGUCGGCCAGCUCUGCAGAGCGUUUGGUGAUGGAAGGAGCAAGUGGCAUAACCUGAGAUGCAGCCUUGGCGUUUUGAGGUCAGAGUCCAUCUUGUAUUGUCCUAUUGUAGCUUCCACUGUUAUAAAACAAAUUGCCUGCUUUCCUUUUCCAAGUGUCAAGUUAAUAAUACUCAAGCUUGUGCAACUAGGAGCUAACCUGUUGGACCCCUUUGUAAAGUGGAUUAAACACAUUAAAUUCUUUUGCGUGUGAGAGAAAUGCUGGUAAAUAAGCAGUAAUGACUGGUUUGGUGGUGGUUCAGUCAUCUCUGUGUAAUCCUUUGCUGAAGGUGGCAGGUGCAGGUGAGCCACAGGUGAUGAUCAUGAACUUGUAGGAGCUGUUUGAAGUGGGAGCAGUGGGGUAGGUGAAGUAAAAAAAGAGACACACUUGCACACCCUUUUAAUAAAGGGCAGCACUGAACAUGGGCAGAACGCCUUUCCCAAACCCCGGAGCCAAAUGUAGCUUUCCCCAACACAUUUAGAAUGAAGUAAAGAAGCAGGUAACAAGGUUGUCAUUGAGACUUGAGCAUGGGUCGGUACUAUUGUUUGAAAAAAAAGAAGCAUUGUCUUCAUUGUUCAUUCCCAUAAAUUUGAAGCUUGCUGUUGAUGAUAGAUAGUCUCCUCUGGUGUACCACCUCCGAAACAUAGGGCAGGAUUCUAUACCAAAUUGUGCACCGCUUCUUACUCCCCAUCUCCUUGCAUUGAGUGGGCUCAACAAAUGCACUUACAUUUUUCUUUGUAUAAUGCCGUGUAAUCUUAACAUCCAAAACACACGGGAAUGCAGGAAGCCGCCUUCUACCGAGUCAGACUGUUGGUCCCUCUGGCUCAGUAUUGUUUACCGUGAUUGGCACCUGCUCUUCAGGGUCUCAGGCAAGCGCCUUUCCUGGUCCGGCCCGGAGAUGCGGAGAAUGGGAACUGGGACCUCCUGCACACAAGGCAGAUGCCCUGCAAUGGAGCCGCGGAUGGUCCUUGGUUGGUUAUAUUGCUUGCAGCAGGGAAUGCCGGAGGGUGGCAGGACUUUUCUAAAUAUGUCAGAUGUAAGUGAGCAUAGUUUUUGAAAACUAAGAUUAAACGGCUCUACUUAUUUGGAUUUGUGACUGCUGUUUAAGAAGCGGAUGAUGGUAAGAACAUUUUCACGCCUUUACAUUUUUAUAGACUCUUGAAGCAUUAUUAUUACUAUUACUAUUAGUAUUAAAAUUUGCAUACCACCCUUCAUCUAAAGAUUCCAGGGUGGUUCACAUUAUAAAAAUACAAAAUGAGAAUACAAAAUACAUAAUAAAACAAAAAUAAACCAAUAACCUCCCUCCCACAAACACAUUAGAAAGCCAUAGAAUGUUAAUCAGCCAAAUGCCCAGCUAAGAGUUCUUGGCUUGACAUAAUCUAGAAUUUGUCAUAGACCUUUUAUCAGGAUUGUUAUGCAUGCUAGAGAAUUUGGGUUGGGGUUCUUCCAUAUUGUUAGGUGAUGAGACCCCCCCCCCUCCCGUUCAAAGCCCAGUGGAAUAGGAGAAAUGGAGUCCCACUCCAAAGCCCAGUCCGGGGGGAGGGGGGAUGAGGAACUAUGUCAAUUUCAGCAUCUCGCAGUUUCUUAUUAUUCCAUUCUUAAGUUCAGCUAUCCACAUUUCUAUAUCAGUUUGUGAAUUUUAUUUUAUGUUCUCAUGAAAAUCCACCAGAAUUUUAGUGCAAAUUUCUCCUAAUAUGCAUAUAUUUGAAUGCAGUGUUGCCUAAUGCACACAUUUUUGAAAAGCGUGUUUCCCUGAUAUAAUGCAUCUUUGUGCUUUUUUCUGCACACUUGUAUAUGCAUUUUUGUACACAUUCCUGGCCAGUGAAUUGCACUGCAGAAUUUGGAAGGAUGACUGAGUUUCAGUUCAUGCAUUAUUUUGGAAAGUACACAUUAGGUAGGUUUGCCUUUAAAUAUGAAAUGAAUUUGUCACCCCGGCCCACCAUCCCUAUUCCCUGGCAGUAUGGUAGGAGAAUACAGAAUUCGGACACUGCCAGGCAGAUUUGGGGUGAAGCUACAUAAUGACGGUCAUUGCAUAGCUAACAAAUGGUUAGAGUUUAGCAGGUGGUUUAGGGAGUUGUAUAUCACAUGUAGGAGGAAGUGGAGACUUCUGAGUUUGGUGAUGGGUCCCCUUUCUUCACUCUUUUAUGGAUAAGGAACUUAAAAUCAUUUCCUCUACGACUGAAGGAAGAUGCUUUCUUUGAAGAACUACGUCAGCUGGCUUAUGAAACCAUCUUUGAGCUCUCCUUUUAAUUCUUCCAAGGUGGUGAUUUGGCAGGCUUAAAGGUUUAGAGUGUUGUAAAACAUGUUAAAGAAACAAGGGAGGUAGAGGGACAGGGAGAGUCUUAUUGGCAUUAAAUUACGUGAUAAAUCUCAGCUUGGUGAACUUGAAAAUGUGGAUAUGUGCUGAACACUUUGCCGUUCAAUAUAUAGCAGUAAUUGGUGAAAGCUGAUCUGUGCUAAUUGCAAAAACAAAUAAAUUUCAUGUCAAUUGUAAAAUAGUGACAUAUACAUGCACCUGAACCCCCAGGGGCAACCUACAGUUAAAAACAUAACAAAAAAGAGAAAAAUAAAACAUCAGUUUUUUUAAGGCAGUUAUGCUAAGUAGACCAGGUCUUGAAGCCUCGUGGUUUCAUGGAAUGUUUGACAGCUGUCAGUUGACCAUCACAACAACUAUAGUUUUUGGUGGAGUCGAACUCGGCUGCCCAUGCCAAGAGAGCUUUUUUAAGGGGUUCCCUUAUCUUCCUUACCCCUCUCCCUGUUUGGACAUCUCCCCCCCACUCUGGGCUUUGGUCUCUCUAUCUCUCAUUGGGAUGAGAAACCUUCGUCCCACCGGAAAUGGUUGGGCUACAACUCCAGCAGCUGUGACUACUGACCAUGCUUGUUGAGGCUGAUACAGUUUGUACCCCAGCAGCAUUUGUGAGCCACAGGUAACCCAUGUCCAAUUUAUCCCCUGUUCUUUCCAUCCCUGGCCCCCUAGAGCCAUAUACUUUGAAGCUGAUUUCUGUGUUGACUGGGGUCACACCCACACAGUACAUUUAAAGCAUAUUUAUACUUCAGUAGUUAUGUCUUCCCCAUUGGGAAAUGUGGUUUGUUAAGGUUACUGGGAAUCAUAGUUCUCUGAGGAGUCUUCUAAAAACUCACAGCACCCUUAACGGAGCCUAUAAACUGAAUUUCUUAAGGGUGCCAAGAGUUGUUAGGAGACCCCUAAGAGAGCUACCAUUCCCAGCACCCUUAACAAACUUCAGUUCCCAAGAUUCUUUGGGGGAAGACUAUUAAAGUGGUAUAAGAGUGGUUUGAAUGCGUGGUGUGGCUGUGACCUGGUUCUUGCAAGGCUGCAGGGGGCUUGAAUUGCAUUCCUAGAAAACUUGGGAGGUGCUGUGGCUGAACAGGAGCCCCUUGGACAAAAAGUAUGUCCUCUGCCAUUUGGCGAUGGUCCUGAGCUCUUCUCUUCCUGCAGCAAAUGGCAAAUUUCUCAACUGAGUCUGUGCUUGGGAGAUGAAAAGUUUCAAAUCCUCUGGCCUAGUUUUUGUUUAGUGCACAUUUACAGACAAAAUGUGGAGUAGGAAUUUUUGUAUGUGCAGUUGAAAAGUUGAUAAUAUCCACUUUGGAGGAAAAAAUUGGGUUGGGGCAGGAAGCUAGAUACAUUCAGUGUGUGUGUUUAUCUAAGCGCUUAAAUUACAGGUAUCAUCAGGGUCAGCAGGUAAACAAAUUUUGUUAAGGUAGAAUGUGCUCAGAUUCCAUACUUAACACUGUCCAUAUCUUAUUAUGCGACAUUUUUCCACCUUUGCCGCAUCAAGCAGUUGGUCCCUUACCUUUCCCACCCCGACCUGGCCACAGUGAUCCAUGCGACGGUCACCUCCAGGCUUGACUACUGUAAUUCGCUCUACGUGGGGCUGCCCUUGAAGCUGUCCCAGAAACUCCAGUGGGUGCAGAAUGCUGCAGCGAGGCUCCUCACGGGGUCUCUGCCAUGGGAGCAUAUUCACCCAGUGCUUUUCAAGCUGCACUGGCUCCCGGUGGAGUACAGGGUCAGAUUUAAGGUGCUGCUUUUGACCUUUAAAGCCCUUCACGGCCUAGGACCCUCGUACCUACGGGACCGCCUCUCCCGGUAUGUCCCACGGAGGACCUUAAGGUCCAUAUAUAGCAACACCCUUGAGGUCCCGGGCCCGAAGGAAGUCAGAUUAGCCCCAACCAGAGCCAGGGCCUUUUCAACUCUGGCCCCAGUCUGGUGGAACGCUCUGCCUCAUGAGACCAGGGCCCUGCGGGAUCUGAUUUCUUUCCGCAGGGCCUGUAAGACAGAGUUGUUCCGCCUGGCCUUUGGCUUGGAGCCAAUUUGAUUCCCUCCCUCUCUUUCUUUUUUCCUUUCCUUCUCCUCCUGUGAUGAGGCUACAUUUGAAUAUUUUAAUGUUUCAAUAUUUUAAUGUUGUAUUUUAGUUUUGUUUUUAAGUUGUAAUCAUUCAACUUGUUUUUAUUAUUGCUUGUAAGCCGCUCUGAGCCUGGCCUUGGCUGGGGAGGGCGGCAUAUAAAUUAAAAUACCUUCAUAUGCUGCUUGUUUUGGUGUCUGAACUUAGCAGAAUCAUUAUUGAACUGUUUCUGUACAGUAGCUAAAAUAUAUUGACUCCUGGGGAGAACCCCCCCCCCAUACAGAAUGUAAGCAAGCAGUCCAGGAUGCUUCGUGUUUAUAUUGUUUUUGGGGAUUUGUGCAGUUGGAAAAUUUGCUUUUAAAAAAUUAUGCCUACGGCUGUGGAGUUCACUUCAUGUGGGUUGAAGGAUCCAGGAAGCAACACAGCAGAAACCAAAUUCAUGGUUCUCAGAAGUCCUAUGACUUCUACACGUGAUACCCAAUGUUACUCAAAUUAGAGUAGACAUAUUGAAAUCAGUAGAGUUAAGAAACUUAAGUUUGACUUAGUUGGCUAUCAACUUUUAAUCUGGGGGUUGCUGGGAGAGAUGGUUGUUCUGUGUUCAGGCCUUCCAGUUUCACCACAAGUGCUGAAGAACAACAUCUGCCUUGUCAGCCACCUAUUACGGUACAUCAUUCAUAUUAUUACAGGGACCUCAAUAUUCGUGGGACUUCAAUGAAAAUUAAAAUAUUUUCUGUCCAGUCUUUCCACAGUGGAGUCUACAAGGCAUCUUAACAAGCAUGUUUCAAAUACAGCUGUAACAAAAAAUCUGAAAUAAUCCAGCUGCAAGGUAACUAAAAUAUGAAAUAUAGGCUACAAAAGGGCAGCCUUCAAGCAAGGACACUUAAAAGCUCUUUCAAAUGAGCCAGUCUUCAGAGGGUACAAGAUUGCAAGCCAUGUGGGAGUUGGUCUGGGUGAAGUUGGUGGGACUUACUUCUGCACAAAAUAAAAUGCAUUAAAAUGUGUGUACACGUGCUGAAAGGGACCUUGGGAUUUGUUCUACAGCCACCGAAGGUUGAAGUUUGUAAGCAAAAAGACAGGUCCUUUCUCUCAAGUGGCUGACGGUCUAGACCAGGGGUGCACAACUUGUGACCCUCCAGAUGUUGUUGGACUACACCUCCCAUCAUCCCUGAUCACUGGCUAUGUUGGUUGGGGCUGAUGGGCGUUGUAGUCCAGAAACAUCUGAAGGGCCGUAGGUUGUGCACCCCUGUUCUAGAUCAUGGAUCACCCGCCUGCUGUCUUACUGAUGCUGCUGACUGGACCCCCAGCUCCCACCAGUCCCAGCCAUUGUGGUCAGUGAGGAUCUCUACAUGUUGGACAUGGUAUCCACACAACUUUGUAAAUAAACCCAUAAAUCUUAUCGGAUUGCCGGGGUCUGGCAGAAGAGGGAAUGAAAGCUCUGUCCUUCAUGCAGUAUUGUGGUCUUCAUCAAAAGUUUGCUUGUGUGAAGCUCCUGUUUUUGACCUGAAGAUCCAUGCUGAUUUUGCAGAUACAGUGCUUGUCAGUGGUGGACCAACUGUGAUCUGAUCCACAUAUUGUAGAUUGGCUUUUAGGCCCAAAUCUCGAACAUGAUGCUGUGUGUGAGAAUUUCAGACUUGUGUGACCUAUUUGUUUUGUUUUGCUAGGAUCCUCCAAUCUACCAGCCGGGAGUAGGUGCAGGAGAGGGGCUCCAGGAUGCCCUGGGGUGCCAUGAAAGAUGGUCAGGGGUGCUGCAGGCAACACCGGCCUCUGUCUCUCUUUCCUUCCCUCCCUCCUCGGAUGCCCUCUCACGUCUCUGCCCCCCAAAGGCUUGCACAGCGAAUAGUGCCUCUGGGGCUGGCCAGGGGGUGCUUCCCAGGCCCCUGUGGGGCAGUGUGAGGAGGCACCUCUCUUUGGGGGAGGGCAGCUCAGAGACCAGGGACGGCAGCAGCAGUGGGCAGUGUUAGCAGCCGGCCUGUGACUUGUAGCUUGGGCAAGCAUUGCAUUGCUGCAGUCCAUUUGAAUGAGGCGCUGGCUUCACGGAAUGCUGCUUGGCUAAGUUUUUGCUUGCUUGCCCAUCAUGUUUAAUCAGGACUUAGUGUAUCUUCUGCAUGUUUAAGAGGUUGCACAGGACCACUGAAAGACCACAGGGUGAAAUGCUUUCAUUUCUUCUCUGUCGCAGGUUGCACAUGGCCUUCUGAAAUGACAUACAAUACUUUUCCGUGUAUAAGACUAUGUUUUUUUAUUCCAAAAACAUCUUCAAAAUUUGAGGUCGUCUUAUACAUGGGUAGUGCAUUGUGGGGCUGUGGGAUUGGUUGCUGCCGUGGGUUGGAGAUUGUUAUUGGUGGCUGCUGCAAGAGCUGUUGUUGAUUGGCUGUUGCUGUGGCAAUUGGGCGGGUGAUUUGCUGCUUUUUUCGGCAAUGGGACAAUGAGAUUUGCUGCUUUUUUCGGCAAUGAGGAUAGUUUGUUUUGUUGAUGCACGUGAGCGGCAUUGUCUAUCUGGUGGGUGAGUGAUUUUUGGCGUUCCCCUCCCCAAAAGAACUCAAGAACUUCGGGGAAUUCCCCCCUCCUCAUUUUCUUAAUUUUGAGUCCCCCAAAAUAGGGGCGUGUUAUACACAGAAAAGUACGGUAACUGGGGGAGGUUUGGUUCUCUUCCCUUUUCUGCUCUCCUGCUUCCAGCAAAAUUGGCUUCAUGAUGAUUAAGUAGCUAAAGAGGAACUUUUGCAUCCCUCCCUGGCUGCGCUGCUCUAAUCCACCACGCAGUUAUUCAAAAGUGUGCUUUGGCAUGCUUUUCCAGAGUGUGUUGCCAGAGCUUGGCAGAAUUAAGUGUACACAAAGUUGCUUCGCAUGGCUUACGAGCACUUCCUGUUUUUUGGAUGAAAAACGCUUAUGCGAUGUGUAGCAGGAGAGCCAGUCGUGUGAAUCAAGGCCUUCUAUUGGUUCUAGUUUUUGAAAAAUCUCUUUUCGAAAUCUAAAACCAAAUCUCCCUAAAAUGAGAGGAUGACAACUUUCAGACUGAGUUUCUAGGACAGAGCUUUCCAAAUUGUGUGUCGUGAUACUUUAGUGUGUCAGCUGCAGUGUGUAGGUAUGUCACGCAAAAACUCCCUGUGCUCCUCCUGGGGCUGGAAAGGGAGCAGGCAGCCUGCUGGGUAGCUAGUAAAACUGAAUUAGUGUGUCGUGAAAUGAUGCAUGUCUAAAAAGUGUGUCACCAACAUGAAAAGUUGGGAAAGCUCUGUUCGAGGAACUUUUAAUUGGGGGGUGAGGAACACUGUGCCCCUCCAGAUUGGGCUGCAAUUCUCAUUAUUUCUGACCAUCUGGAGGGCCCAACACUAUGGAAGAUAGCCCAAAGGGGGCACAGUCUCCCACUUCAUCCCUGGUUUGGUGUAGUGGGUCAGAGACUAAGCUGGGGCCACAUCCUCACCAGCCAUUUAAAGCAGCAUAAUACUCAUACAUCUAUGCUUCCCCCAAAGCAUAACCAACUAUAGUUGGUUAAGGGUGCUGAGAGUCAUUAGAAGACCCCUAUUCCCUUCACAGAGCUGCAGUUCCCAGAGUAGUUGAACAAUCCUCCUUCACAGGGAACCACGUGAAAAAUGUCUGGUGUGGAUGUGGAGUGGUUCAAAAAUCCAUGCUCUGCUGUGAACAUGCUGGGCAAACCUUGCUCCUCCUGUGCACCACAAGAGAAUAAUAAUAUAGACCUACCAUGUGCUAUUCUUAUGAUGCCUCCAACAAUAUAUUGUGUGAGGGACACUUGGAAAAUGCUAUAUGAAUGCUUACUGUAUCCUCCGACUCAGGGUGUGCCUGCUGGACGAGCACUUUUCUAAACGUUGUUCCUUGGCACUCUCUGUGACCUUGUUUUGCUGGAGGUGAUGGAGAACCAGAAACUCGGAGGAGAUGAAAUAGGCUUUCUCAAUUAGAACACCAAGCAGGAUAUUUACAUGUACUGUAUCUGUAGCGGAUCUCUCUUUUUGAGGUGGUGAACUUUGCAUGCAUUAUAGAUCCUUUUCCAGAAUCUGAUUUCCCAUACAGGAGUUCCAUGGAUGAUAUGUGAAGAUUUCCUGAAAGGGCAGGAAGUUCAGUGGUUGGAGAUGUAGAAAACAACAACUGUUUUUUUUUAACUCAAACAUUGUACAUUUGAGGGCUAGAAAUUUGUUUAUCUGGCACUCCCAUAACUCCAUUGUGAUGCUGGGCAAAUAGACAGGAUUAUGAAACAGUUAAGACACUUCUUGGGGUUUGCCCACUACUUUGGACUUUUCCUCAUGUUACAAAAAAUGUUUUUCCCCCUUUACUGAAAAUCCUGGCGAGACUGUGAGAAACUGAAAGCAGCAUUUUCUCUCCUCUCUGCCCUUCCCUUCCUCUGCUGCCACCACUGGAACUAAAUAACUUUGAAACUGUAAGAGCAAAAGUCCUAAGUUGCAUCACAGCCUUACUUUGGCAGUGAUAUCUUGGUCUUCCUGGUCAAAGUGCCUUCAAAAUUGCGGCCUCAAAUGAGGGCAUUCAUUCCGGCAGUUGUUGUGGAAGCUUGUUCUGUUGCGUAAUCGGCAUAACAGGAAGAGUCUACCGUCCUGAAGGUUGCUCUGGGCCUUUAUUCACAGGGAUUAUGAAAUUCUCCUUAUGCAAAUUUCUCCCCAGUCUUUAGGGCUCCCACUUACCUGAACUUUGCCACAACUGAUGGGCGCAUUCGUGCCUUCUGUCUCCCCCCAGUCCAGUCCCCUCCCCUGGUGUGCAGAUCACUUCUGCACAUGCGUGUAAGGAUACCAAAGCACAACCUGGUGUUAUAACAUUUUGCAUGCACUGAUUAAAAAACUGGUUUCGAUCCCUCCUGGCACAUUUGACUCUGCAGCAUGUGUUUCUAUGAGCAAUUGAGCACUGAAGUAUGCAAUUGCCUGCACAUAAGGAAUGAAUUAUGUCUUGAGGUGGUGCCAUUAUGUGAUGAGUGGCUCAGGUGAUGGCUGGUGAGUUUGGUGUUGUUGUUGUUGGUUGUUAAUCUGAUACUUUUCCUUCUCUUCACCAUAAGGUCCCAAGGCAGUUUGCAGCAAUUAAAAAACUACAAUACUGAAAACUGUUUGAAACCAACUACAGUCACAGGAAUAGGGUUGUUCCUAAAAACCUCUAUCUUGGCUGUCAGUUUGUUCUGUUCACGUUAAGAAGGCUAUUGGCCCAUAUUUCCCUUCCGUUUGCCUUUUGGCCGCUGUGUGGCUAUUGUGUGCUGCUAACCAGGCACACAGGGCUGGAUGCCUGCGGUGAUGAUGGCUGUGCAUGAGCAGCUGCUUGCUGUCUGGCCCAGGUCCCUGGGAGUCACCUGAAGGUGACGGGUUAAGCAGAUGUCGUGGUCUUGGGCGAAGGAUACCAUGCAGCUCAGAGCAGAACCCUGUGUACAUGUACCGUCCAUGAGAAUAAGUCUUGCUGUGUUCAAUAGGACCCAGGAAAGUGCCUGCCACAAAGGCCUUAUUCUCUGUUUGUGCAAUAUGGACGUGAUGGAUCCUAGCUAGAAGCUCUUGCACCAAAAAACCUGCCUGCUGCAUUUUAUCUGUGGGCGUUCUUUUUUCUCAACAAAAUCAUUUUCUUAAGCAUGGUCAAAGGAUUUAUUUUGUUUUCUGGAGUGUGGAGGGACUUGCCCGUGAUCUGCUUACUGCAUUUUGGGUGGGGAGGAAAUUUCGGUCAGAUGGGCUAGCAAUGCUGGAAAUGCCUUAACUUAAUUGCCUGCGGAUCAGUUUUAGCCCCUGUUGACUCAAAGGUCUCCCUUUGUCCAUGUGCAUCUUCUUGUCAGUGGCAAAGCAGACUCAUUCUGACAGGGUAUGAGUCUGCCUUGCCAGGAGUCCAGGUAGAGAAUGCCCUUAUCUUUUAGGUGCUGGUAACAAAACAACCCCCCUUCUUAUUUUCCCAAGCUAUUUAAAAUUCUAUCAGUGAUGUGUUCUUAGUACUGUUUAAGCUCUCUCAUCCUCUGCUUUUUAUCCUGAUUGAUUGCAUUGUACCCCUUGUGUUUGUUACUCACCCAGUGGCCACAGGCGACUAGAAAUUCCAUGCAGGCGAGUGGGUGGUCCGGCAGAGGAGGAGCAGAUCUCUCUGCCUCUUACUCCAUGAAUCCACUUCUGUGCUGGCCAUGGAGGAUGGGAAACCCACCCCUCAGCUCCACCCCUCCUCUGCCAGCCUGCUUGGCAGAAGGGAUCAUUAUUAUUAUUAGUCUGCUACUAAGAGGGUAGUAUCCUGCGUUAACAAGUCUGGAGAUGCAAGCUGCUACUAGGCUCAAGCUCAUUGGUGGAAAGGAAGACUAUAAAUGUAAUAAAUAACAGUUAAUAAACAGUUUUUAAAAGCCCAUGAAAAGUUACAAAGCUGUCAUAAGCAACCUUGAAAGUUUUAGAAAAUGAACAGUGAUAAAAUGAUUUUAUAUUUUAAAUGUUUAUGUAUCUGUGGAUUGAGUGGAAGGGAGGAAUGGUGGGUGAAUAGUCUGGUCCUCUUGGGCUUCCUGGUGUGACUUUUUCAACUCCAGACUGAGCCAGAGCAGGGCUAGGGAGUGCUUGGCCUAGUGUGGAUGAGCCGGGCUUGCAUUGGGCCUGUGCUUCUCAUCCAAGAAGAGAGGGGGAAAGUUCAGAGUUGGAUGAAAGUGUUUAUUAUUGUGUCAAUGUGACAUUUCCCAGUAUUUACGCAAGUGUAAAAAGAUAGGCCUCUGCCCCAAGGAGUGUGCAAUCUAAAUUUAAACAGGAAAGAGGGGAGUGAAUUGUGUUGACAUGUGUCAAUAGAAAGCUUUCAUUUUCUCUUCUUAACAUGGGCCAGAACCAAAUGUUUCCUGCCAGUCGCUUGUACAAUUGCAAGGGAAGCUUGCAUUUUCUGGCCCAGGCCUGCUUCUCCCUCCCUGCUUACGUAACCUUGUUUCACUGCUGGGAAAGAUGACUGAGCAUUUGGUGCGCUCUGAGUGUGGACGCGUUGACUAACCUUGAAUGGCAGGCCUCUCGGAACACGGAGUGUGUGCAAUUGCCAUGGCUGCUUGCUUGCAAAUGGAAAGUGAAGGAAUACUAGAUCUGUGCUUUGCCAAGGUAAACUUUGGCUGCACUUGCCAAAGAGAGACUUUCCUUUGGCUUGUGUUUACUCCUUCUGCAAAGCAGUCAUUCUGGGGAGGAUUCCUUCCAAGCUUCUGAGAAGCUCUGCCUUUUCCUGAUGGGUCUUAAUCAUUUUGCGGUGGUGGUUGUGGUCUGUUGCUCUUCGCAUUGAAUCUUAUUUAUAUGAAUGUGUGGUUUUUGGGGCAGAGCAAGCUGCCUUAUACUGAGUCAGACCAUUGGUCCAUCUAGCUCAGUAUUGUCUACACUGACUGGCAGCAGCUCUGCAGGAUUUUGGGCAGGGGGUCUUUGCCAGCCCUUUCUGGAGAUGCCACAGAUUGAGCUUGGAACCUCAUGGUUGUUGUUGUUGUUGAGUGCCUGCAUGCCAGGCACUCCUGUCUUCCACUGCCUCCCGCAGUUUGGUCAGACUCAUGUUUGUAGCUUUGAGAACAUUGUCCAACCAUCUCGUCCUCUGCCGUCCCCUUCUCCUUGUGCCCUCCAUCUUUCCCAACAUCAGGGUCUUUUCCAGGGAGUCUUCUCUUCUCAUGAGGUGGCCAAAGUAUUGGAGUCUCAGCUUCACGACCUGUCCUUCCAGUGAGCACUCAGGGCUGAUUUCCUUCAGAAUGGAUAGGUUUGAUCUUCUUGCAGUCCAUGGGACUCUCAAGAGUCUCCUCCAGCACCAUAAUUCAAAAGCAUCCAUUCUUCGGCAAUCAGCCUUCUUUAUGGUCCAGCUCUCACUUCCAUACAUCAAUAUUGGGAAAACCAUGGCUUUAACUAUACGGACCUUUGUUGGCAAGGUGAUGACUCUGCUUUUUAAGAUGCUGUCUAGGUUUGUCAUUGCUUUUCUCCCAAGGAGCAGGCUGCUGGAACCUCAUACUCUGCCACUGAGUUGUGACCUUGUUCAAAGAUGCUUCUUCUCUUUUACUUGCUUGAGGGCAGGUAGAUUGCUCCUUCAAAUGUUUCGCUUUCCUGGAGCCUUUUUAAAAAAGAUGGCAUCUGUUUGAGUUUAUAGAGGGGGGAAUCCUUGGUUGUGAAGCCCUGAGUUUGGUCCACGUUCUCCCCUCCACUGUGACAACUGUCCAUUUGCUUACCCCCAUCUCUCUUUCCCUUCCUGGGCUCAACUUGCACUGCUAUGCAGGAUAGCUGGGAGAGCAUGAGACUGUUAAUCUCAGGGUCGUGGGUUUGAGCCCCAAGUUGGGCAAAAGAUUCCUGCAUUGCAGAGGGUUGGACUAGAUGACCCUCCUUCUCUACAAUUCUAUGCUUCUAAGAAUGGAAGGCAUGUGAAUGGCUGCUGCUGCUGUUGCUACUGCUGUUGCUGAGACUCACAGGUGAGGAGAGUCCUGUCGUGCUUGGCUCCUGCUUACGGGCUUCCCGUGGGCAUCUGGCUGGCUGCUGUGACAGCAAGAUACCUGACUAGAUGAGCUUUGGGCCUGUUCCAAGAGGGCUCUUCUUCUCUUCUCUUGGGCAGGUGAACAGGAAACAAUAACAAUGUAGAGUGGCAGCGCCUACAGGGCCCCAUACACUAGCAGUGGGCGCUUUGCUGCGGAGUGUGUCGCUGGGGGUGAAUCCUGUGCCCUGCAUAUACAAAACAUGGGAAAUGCUGGAUGUCUCAAUGCUUGGGACAGAGGCAUCUGCAAUGAAGAAAAGCAGGGGCUAAGAUGCUGGAAAGGAUGCACAACACAUAUUUUAAAGUGUGUGUUGGGGGCUGUUGGUCUGUCAGUAGUUGCAAGCGAUGCCUCCGCACUUGCAAGCUGCUCUGAGCUUGGAAGAAUGGGACUAUAUGUAAAUGAAAUAAAAUUGCAUUUUUGUGAAGAGGAUCCCUGUGGUACCUAUUUUGCAGCAGUUUCCCUUGUGGGAUCCUUGAAAUCUACCUGUUUUCAAUACAGGUGUUUCUGGGGAAUUGUGUUGCGGGUUGCACCCAAAAUUUCUCUUCCUCUGGAAUGCAGCUCCAUUAAUGUCUAAAGAAAAUCUCAAUUACUUUAUUUUCCAGUCAUCAGCAGUUGGCUUAACUUGAGGGUUGUAUUCCUAGAUAUGUGAAGGCCUGGAAGAAAAAUGGAAAAAUUGAGGACCUCCUCCCCAUUAUUCUGUCCCCACCCCCCACCUGGCCUUCACAUCUCGCUAGGGGCUGGGACUUCUUCUUUUUAAUGAGUUUGUGUUCAAAUUUGGGUGCAAGCCCUGCAGAAGGCUUAUUAACUCUUAAUAAUGUGUAGUCAGCUAGAAAGCUGGGGCUUAUUUUGCUUGCUCUGGCUUGCCCUAUUUCCUUUCAGCACUUUGGGAGCUGGUAGGUGGGGCUUCUCCUUCCCAGGCGGUGCAGUGAUGGGAGCAGCCAUGUUGGCUGAGCACCUUCCUGCUGUGGAGAAGUUCAAAGAUGCAGAAGUGCCAUGACUUCCUGAAGGGCUGUUGGAUCGAAGAGGGCAAAGCUCAUCCCUGGGUUUGCCAAGGAUUGCCUCUGUAACCUUCUGUAUGCAAAGCACCUACUCCAUCACCGAGCAACAGCCCGGAUGUGGAGGAUUGACUGGUCAGGAUGAGUGGGACUUGUAGCAUCCCCACAUUUUGGAGGCACUGACUGCUCUCUGCACUGGGCACUAAAAGUACAUGGUUAUCACUACCGGUACUCCAGUAUGAAGAAUGUCCAAGGAGCAUAACUGCUUGGAUUCCUAAAAUACAGCGCUUCCCUCUAGCCCCAUUUUCACACAGGCUGCAGUUGCAUGCAUUUCCCAUUCUUGGGCAAGCACAAGCUGCUACUGGUUCUGCUUCAUGGUCCACACUUGCAAGACAUCUUUAUUUUAGCUUUUAUUGACAUAGCCAAAGGGGAUUCAAUACCAAAGCCUUGUGACAUGUUUUGUUUUCCAGUGCAGCUUUGUGCUAGGAAUGUAAAUCUCAGAAUGCAAUGUCUCAAAAUAGUCUGCAGGAAGCUAAAUGGAAACUAAAGUUCACCAUUAAAAGGGAUUGCUUUGGUUGCGUUUUACUAGAAUAGCAUUUUAGUGGCAUCUCUCCAUAGACAGGCAUGCCAGGGCCAGAGUUCAUAGAUCUUAGUCAUAUGUGCUUUGCUACUGCAAUGUAGAUUGCAGAUGCUUUUUUAUUUUGAGGCCUGUCCAAGGCCAGUACUACCAUUAGGCAGAGGGAGUCAGCUCCUUCAGGCAUCAGAUGCUGGGCAGGAGGGCAGGAAGUGGCAGCAAGGUAGUGGAAAGAUGGCUGUAUGUACUAUGCACCCUCCAAACUUGCCUACUGCUCUCAUUUGUGGUGGCCAGAAUUGCCAUGAUUGCUAGUCCAGUCAGUUUCUGAACAUGUAAGCCAAGGAGUAGGAGGUACCAUAUAACACCGGUCCUUAAAGACCUACAUUGUCUCCCAGUAUGUUUCUGAGCACAAUUCAAAGGGUUAGUGCUGACCUUUAAAGCACUAAACGGCCUCGGCCCAGUAUACCUGAAGGAGCGCCUCCACCCCCAUCGUUCUGCCCGGACGCUGAGGUCCAGCUCCAAGGGCCUUCUGGCGGUUCCCUCACUGAGAAGCAAAGUUACCGGGAACCAGGCAGAGGGCCUUCUUGGUAGUGGCGCCUGCCCUGUGGAAUGCCCUCCCAUCAGAUGUCAAGGAAAUAAACUACUAUCUGACUUUUAGAAGACAUCUGAACGCAGCCCUGUUUAGGGAAGUUUUUAAUGUGUGAUGUUUUAUUACAUUUUUUAUAUUCUGUUGGGAGCCACCCAGAGAGGCUGGGGAAACCCAGCCAGAUGGGUGGGGUAUAAAUAAAUUACUACGUACUACUACUACUACCACUACUACUACUAUUGCUACUACUACUAUCUUGUUCCUCACCUGAAGCAGCAAAAUAUCUUGGGCUGGCCCUGCAUAUGCUUCAUGUUGGCUUCUGAACUGAUAAAUCUGAUGGGUAGCACAGAUCCUGGAUUCAUGGGCAUAAUAACAGUGUGGGUUGCAAUCUAAACCAGUGUUUCCAGGUAGAUAUUCCCCUCCCCUCUCCCUGGGGUUUUGGGUCUGUGAAGAGGGUGAGGAGGCCUGGAAUUAGAAAAGGCGUUUAUGAGGUACAGAGUGAAAAAUUUAAUUAGGAACUAUGAGCCCCAGAAAUAUGGGCAUGUACAGAGUGCAUUUCUGUUGCCAUUGAGGAACUUCUAAAUUUAAUAAGAUGAUUCCACAGCACAACAAUAUUCCUUUAAACUUUUUUUUUUAAUGAUUCCUGGGAAUGGUGAUUGAUAGAUAAAUGUUGGUUAUAUAUUGAUUUUUCUUGAUUGUAUUUCAUUUACAUUCCCAAGAAUUUGGGUUGCAGUUAAUAACGAUUUUAUAAGCUCAUAAAGGGAUCAGUGAACUCAGAAGUUCGGGAAACCCUGAUCUAAACAGGCAUAAAAUUCCAGAGCUUUUGGACAGGAACUGUGGGGAUCCAAUGGAUUGGAUGCCUUGCGAGGGACAUAAAAAGGUACCGUAUCUUUACCUGAGACAGUGAGGAGUAGCAGUCAGUGCAGGAGUUGCUGGAAGGAGGAGUACAAGGUGCCAUCCAACCAUCUGAGGGACUCCAUUCCAGAUUUGUGUAGGGUUCGCCCCUUAGCCUUUCUUCUCCUGAAGAUGUGCCACAAGGCAGUGGAGAUUUAGGACCAGAGUUUUUCUUCUUCUAAAUGGGCCACCUUCCCAGGUUGAGGAGCCCCAUCUACUCAAGAGGAGACCCAUUGAAUACUUGGACCUAGGUUAGCCAUGUCUGCAAAUUUCAGUGGGUCUGAGUAUGAUCAGCAUGGGAUACAGCCCAGGGCCUUUACAAUAUAUCUACAGCCCUUCGGCGUUUAUCUCAUGUGAUGAUCUUCGUCGAGGGUUCUUGCUGUGGAGAAUAAGGCUGCCAAAGCCAACCAGCCAUGAGAGCUAUAUGUUGCCAUCAAGAUCAAGGGUGGCCUUCCUGCGAAUGAAGGUUACUGCAUGGGAACAUCAGUGGCAGAAUGCUGUUCUGUUCAUGACCUAUUUGUCCGUUCACCAUUGAGGCAUCUGGUUGGCCACUGUGAGGAAUGGGAUGCUGUGCAUUUCUUUACAAAAUUAAUUUUAUAAUACCAGGAAGUCCUGGUCUGGGUGGACUCGUGGUCUGAGUGUAAGGCCAUUUCAGAUGUUCAUAUGAUGCUCAGCUUGGAGAGAUUUUUUUUGGUGCUGAUUCAAGCGGCUGGAGAGUGUGUGCAAAUGGGAACUGUCAGGAUUUUGUUUCCAUUGCCAAAGAAUGGCUUGUCCAAGACGAGUGGAAAACCCUUCCCACCCCCUUGCGUGCAGAAAGCUGGUUUGCAAGAGUGUGCACCAAUGUGAUUCCUUACCAAGCCAGUAUUAACAGGUGCCUCAUGAUGUUAUUUCCCAGGCACUCUUCUUUGUUCUUCACCCAGGGGCGUUUUGUACUAUACGCCUGGAAGGAGUGUUUGAAAUUAUUAGCCGCUUGCGACCAAGUGAAGAUGCCCGGGCGCCAGGAUGUUGUCUGACGUCUCCACCAUCUCGGGGUGCAUGCCUGGGACUCCUUGGAUGUGGACAGGUUUCACACACUCAUACCACAUCCUGUAGAAUUAUGUCAGUUAUAUUUUAUAUGCACAAUCAGAAUGAAUUUCAGGAACCAAAAUGCUUUUUCUGUACAGCUGGAACAGGAGCGCUGAACAACGUUAUAGUCAAUUGUUGUAGCUUGUACUUCACUUACUCCGCCCCAGUGCCCUGCUUGCAGUUGUGAAGAAUAUUCUUACGUUAUGAAUGGUCCAUGCCUAGGGCUUUUUCAGCUGGAACUCAUGAACUCAGUUUUGGCAUCUCUCAGGUGAGUUCCAGCACCUCUCAGGUAGGCACCAUUGCUAUUCUAAGAGGAUGAGGGACGCAUUCAGGGUGAGUUCUGGCACCACUUUUUCUAGAAAAAUAGCACUGCAUGCCACCAUUAACAAAAAGAGGUAGGAAUCAGCCAAUAUAUAUGUGGAUAAAGUGACUUUUCUUCCUUAAGUUCUCAAAGUUCUUAACCUAGCUCAAGAUUGUCAUCUGAACAAGCCAGGUGACAGCCACUCAUUUGAAAAACAAGACUUAGCUGUCUGGCCCCAAAAUGGCAACUAGGCAAUCUGUUUUGGCGACUGUAACCUUGGUGUAAGGAGCCAUUUGGCACCUAGCUUAUAUAUCUGAGUUUCUAACACUGAUGAGUGGCAGAAAGGUACAGCUAUGCUUUAUGCUCUUCCAGUGUCUGUUGGUCUGCAUUCUCUUAUUCCAUAAUUGUAUUGAAAUCGGGCAUGAAGUUGAGAAUCACUUUCGUCCUAAAAGCUUAAAAAACCCUCCGCCUAUGACUGUGAAGGCUUGCAGUCAUAUGGGUUACGUGUGAUGAAGUCAGAGCAGCUGAGCAGAGCUGCUAAGUGUCACAGUUCCCUUCAAAGCAGAAAGUAUGUUUUGCAAGUGAAUGGACUUGCCAGAAAUGUUGUAAUUUGUAAUGUUGUAAUUUGUCAAAUGCAGUCCCUGCACAGGGUGCUGCACAGAGAGCUGGGUGUUCAUUCAUUUUAACAACUUACAUGAUAUCUUGGUCAUGCAAAAGCCAGGACUGUAGCUCAGUGAUAGAGCACCCUUGGCAAUAUAUUUUCAAACUGUUGUCCUAGGACCAUAGUGGGGUCUGCAAGCUCCAUUUGGGUGUUCUUAAGCAGUUUUAAUGUGCAGUUCUUUAAAAAAUGGCUUGUGUUUAUAUCUGUCAAGCUGUCUUGGUUGGGGGGGGGGUCAUUUUGAAGGGCAAAACAAUUCUGUGCAGUAGUAACAGCAAAUUUGCUCUUCCAAAGUGGAUCCUAUCUAUCGGGGUAACAUCACAUGUGUGGGGCUGGUGGGUGAGAAAUGGCCUCAUGACUAGAGAUUCCCGCUCCUGCCCCAUACACCUCUAAUGGCACAGUUUGCACGCAAGAAGGAGGUAUCUGUGGGCUUUCAGGCACUCCAUGAUUUGCAGAGAGACAGCAUUCCUUGCUUCCCCUGCCCCUCAAAAGAGAACCCAGUGAGGACUGAGCAUAUUCAGUGCACUAAAUAUUGAAAUUGGGGGCGGGGGCGGGGUGGAGAACAGAAAAUCCAGGAAUGGAGUAUGGGCAUGGCUGGCUGGAACCCUGAACUAGAGCCCUCCGCACCUCAGCGUCUUGCUCCAGGUUCCACUUGCAAUUCAUAACAAAACAAAAUGCUGGACUCAAUAGACUUUUUGCCUGAUCCAGGCAGUUGUGUAUGCGUGAGAAGUGUUUGUGUAUAUAGCAGGAACAGCAGGCUCUGAUAUCUGCCUACAUUUUCAGAUCUGUCUUGCAGACAGGGGUGUCUUUUGUAAUAGUGUAAACAAGCUGAAGGAUUCAUUUUACAUAAACCUCCUUGUGACUAAACUGGGUGUGGUGCUCAAAUAUUUCAAAAAUGUCCCUGCUCCAUUUCCCCCUUUGCCUUUAUCCCUUGGACCAGCUAUCCCUGGAAAGUUAUCUGGCUUUGUAUGACGGGCUUAGUUAACAAGUUUUUGUUGUGAGUGUAAAAGGAAGCAAAGCCCAAUACUCACAAAUCCUCAAAAUAAAUCCAUUCUCGGACUGGCCCUCCCCCCCCAAAAAAACUGGCCCUAAGACAUCUUACAUAAUUCAGUUGUUGCCUUUAUAUCUGUCAGGCCAUGAUAAACCUGGUAAUUGUGGCUUCACUUUUUAUUUUAUCUAAAAGGGCAGUCUCCAGACCAAUGUUUGGAGCACUUCAGGGUAUGAAAACGUGCUUAUUAAAGUUGGGUGUUAAUUUUUAUGUCCUUGAGAUGCACAACUUUCUUUCCUUGUCUCUUUCUUUCCUUUGACAAUAUGACCUUAGGUGGGUCCCCAAAGGAGCUUGUCUAGAGUCAGGCAAUUGGACCUUGUAGCUCAGGACUGACUUUUCUGACAGGCAGUGGCUCUCUGGGGGUCCCAACGCUGCUCCCCGGCUGCAGCCUUUUUUACAAGUGCCAUAAUAACGUUGGUUUCACGUACGUUAGGAAAAGCUUCUGGAAACAAAAAUAUCUUCAGUGGUUUCCAGGAAGUAUAAAGAGUGUGUCCCACUCUUUAUAUCUCAACAGGGAUUCUGUUCCACAGGGCAGGGGAAGACAUGGAAAGCCUAGAGCAGAAGUCUGACCUUUCAGGAGCACCUCAACACCUGAAACUAACAUUAUAGAUGCUAUCUAUUUUCUGCAAUAUUAUUAUCAAGCAAUUAUUAAUAAUAUAAGUGUGUGUGUAAGAUCUUCAGGAUCAGUCUCCUAAAACUACUUUGCCUGCUUUGGGAGGCAUUAAUGACAAGCAUGUUUGCCUCAUACAAUAGACAAUAGAAGCUGUUACAAUAAGUGCCACACUUUUUAACAGCAACCAAAAAAGAGGUGUCAGUGCUGUGUACCCUAAAGUACCCCCUGAAAAAAGUACUGCUUGAAAUUGACUUGGAGAAGCCCAUAGGCAUCGGUAUGGCUUUUGUCUGCUUUCCAGAUUGCUGGCCCAAGCCCCUUUGGGAGGCAGGUUGGGAGAUAAAUGGAAUAAAUGAAUAAAUACAUAAAUACAUGCAAAUGUGAUAUAAACGUAAAUGUGAUAUAAGUACACAGUUCCUUUAAUUGCUUCUAGGAAGGCUGUGCCAAGGCUGGUUAUGUGUUCAUCACAUGACAGGCCAAUCUCAAGUUUUUUGGCAGCUGGCAAAUUGGUGUUUAUCCGCUGUAAUUCUUCUCUUGCAUUUUUCUUUGCAGCAAAUGAGACAAUCUUCUGGGAUUAGAAUUGCAUCCCUUUUUCAUCCUUGAAAAUAGGUGGUUGUGUUGAAGUGGGAUUUGCUGUACUUGUGUUAGUAAGGAAGCCUGGAUUUGCACCUUGCUGUUGACAGUGGCAAAGUGGUGGGAACCCCCUCUUCUCGCUGAGGCAGAGCUGCUGUGAGACUGCGGAGCGAGAGAUGGUGUCCCGCUGCUCAGAGUGGUUUUGUGCUCCAGCUUGGAAUGCCGUUCUUCAAAGGAGAGACGCAAGCAAGCAGCUCUGUGGGGCUUGAGUAGACUUGCUGGGCCUCUGCUUUGAUUUCACGGCAACUUAAACAGCCCAGGCCUGAACCAGUAGAAACGAUCCAGGUGACUUAAGCAUUGCCUUAAGCAAUUAAAACAGCAAGGUGGAGAUUUCUUGGCUGGCUAGUGAGUUCCUAGCUUUGCCACUGAAGAGCUGGAGCACCUGAGACCAUGGCACAGCCUGACUGUAUACCUUUUGGCUGUAGCUUGGUGGAACAUCAUUAGCACAUGCACACAAAACUUGUAAGCUUUGAGGGCAGGUACAUUUUCAGACAUGUUUAAUGAGCAGGGAAGCGAGAGCUAAUGAGCAUUUGCACAGAAUGACAGUGAUCUGCAUUGCUCAGGCUGACAUUAGGCUGUUGGGACAAGUCCAGUCGGCACUGGCAGCGUUGGUUCUUCCUUCCAGCCAAGUAGCUUGAAUUGCAUCCCAGAGUCUUGCUGUCCUGAGAUCAUGCGCUCGGACACAGAUUCCAAAAAGCACGAAUGCGAUAAUUAGCAUUUGAAUCAUAGGGUUGUUGGGUGAGGUGGGUGGACUUGAGAAUGGCUUUCCUUCAAAGAAUUCUGGGAACUGUAGUUUAUAGGCUGCUGCAAACUGUAGCUCCUUGAUAAAUGAACUGUUAAAGUGGUAUGGAUGUGCUUUAAAUGUAUGGUGCGGAUGUGUCCUCUUCUGUGUGAUCGCUGUUGGAGGACUUGAAGAAUUCUAUCAUGUUUCCACCCUCCACAAUCUAAGGACUUGGUUUUAUACCUCUGACCAUCGUCAUUGUCUUCUUCCUGAACCCUUUCCACUUUCUCUGUUUCAGAAAUGGGGAACCUGUAGCUCUCCAGAUGGUGCUGAACCCCAACUCCCAGCAUCCCUGACUAUGACGGCUGGGGCUGGUGGAAGUUGAAGUUCAGAAACAACUCAAGGGCCUCAGGUUGGACACCCCGGACUAUACUUUUUUAGAAAGUGUGGCACCAGAGGGAUACAUCGUGUGCCAGAGGAGGUGUAGCUAGUGUGGAAUAAAGUGACACCAUUGAUUCCAUGGCUUGGAAAUGUGGUUCUUUUUACUUCGAAUCACAUGUGCCUGUUGCCUUUUGCAGCUGCAUCACACUUUAGGCUUUGCUUGUGUGCUAGCUGUAAUCUCACAAUUAUUUUCAUAUGUUUGAGCUCAGGCCUGGACAGAGAGGACACUCCAGAACAAUAGGUUUGAUUGCUGAGUCACUGUGGAUGCCACAAUACAAUACAAGGAUUUGUUUUUGCUCUCUGGGGCUAAUUUACACUGCAGGUUUUUCUCCAAGGAGCUCAAAGUGGCAUACAUGCUUCCCCCCCUCCUCAUUUAAUCCCUGUAGGUUAGGCAGAGAGUGAGCAACUGGUGCAAGGGCACCCAGUGAGCUUCACGGCUGAGUGGGGAUUCGGACCCUGGUCUCCCAGGUCCUACUCUGACAGUAACUGGUGCAUGAUACAUGCAGUCAGCACCCAGACUUGCUUUUUCUCUGUGUUCUGUGCUCAGUGCACUGCCACCUGCUGAGCAAAAUAAUGACAAUACUGAUGAUGAUGGUGGUGAUGGUGAUGAUGAUGAUGAUGAUGAUUAUAAUAAUGUAAUUCUGGGGUGUGUGCAGAGUGUAGGUUGGGAUGAGCUCCUCUAUAACAAUCCCUGAUUUUAGAUAGGUGUUUCUCAACCAGGUAGGCAUAUAUAAAUACUUGGGUGGGGGUGUCAGGGUUUCCCCCCAAAAUGUGUUCAAUAUAAGUAGGGGGGGAAAUAAAAUUUCAAUUCUCAUAAUAUUCCAGUCUUUUCCAAAAUUCAUAUAUAGUAAUUAGGCGGGCCGUGGGGUUUUUAUCUUUUGCUUUCAUCAAGGUGUGGCCUCAACGAAUGCUAGGUAUGAUAAGCUUCCUGUUUGGAAGUCGUGCUGAUUCUUCCUUGCCAAAGCCUGCUCUUCAUUUUAAUGAUUCCAGCUUUAGUGCCAUGCUUUCGGCCACUUUACCUGGGACAGAAGCCAAGUUAAAGGAUCUGAAACUUCCGAACUCCCCCAGAUUCCUUUUUUAAAAUGGUGCCAGAUUUGCUAUCUUACAAGAGGGAAGUUUGAGUGAAGAUUGCACAUUUUGUUGGAGGAGCAAUAAUUUCAUAUCUGUGCCAACUAGAUCUGAUGAUGUUAAUUUAUAGUUUGUCACUUUGCCCUGGUACUUGAUCUUGUGCUGCUUCUACCCCAAACCGUUUCUCAGCAUGAUUAUCUUUACAGCACAAAUUAAAAUUGGCUUUUGCACGACAGGCCCAGAAUAAUGUGGCUCUGAAACCGCAGAAGGCUCUUGCUUUGUCCUACUCAUUUCUACUCUUGUUUAAAGUGGGUGCUCAUUACUGAGACAUGCGAGACAAGUACAUACAGUUCUCGUUUGCAGCUUCUGUUGUAUUGAGAGUAACAGCAAUAAAGUUCUCAGGGUCCGGGUUUUGUGGGGAGAGAGUGCUAUCCUGUUUGGCUGAGUUAUAGCGCCCCCUGCUGGCACGCUGUUGGAGCCUGUGUGUAAGUUUCCUUGACUUAUUUAUUCAUUUUUAAAACGGGUCUCCACAGAUUAGGAGUUCAUAGCUCCUCCAGGCCUGCCUCUCCCCGCAUGAACCAACCUGGACAUUGUCUGAGUCCCGGCUUCAUAUGCCAACUCAAUAAGGGGCCUGUUCCGUGAUAGCUCCCUGUUUGUGGAAUGCUCCCCCCAGGAUUGCAUGCCUGGCACAGUCACUGGCUGUUUUUAGGCACCAGGCAAAACCUUUUUUAUUCACCCAGGUCCAUGUUGUGUUUAACUGGGAAGGUAGCUAGAGAUGGCAAUCUCUGUUGCAGUCCUCUUUCAAGUGGACUAGGUAGCGCUUUUCCUUUCAAAUGCACUGUCAGUUGAGUAGUUUUAUUCUGUUUUGUUUUGCUGCUGAGUGUAAUGGCUUUGUUUUAUCAGUGUGGCUGCCUUUGUGGCACUUGAGUGCAAAAAUGCAUAGAUUAGAUUAGAUUGGAUUAGAUAAAAAAGCUCAGUGGCAGAACCUGGUGCCCUCAACUUAAUCCUGGGGGCCAUCAAGGGCUGCUUUCCUCAUGCUUCUUCAAUUCUUUCUUUCUAGACCCGGAUGCAGAGUUUGCAGCCCGACCCCAAAGCCCAGUACAGAAGUGUGUUUGAGGCCCUGAAGAAGAUGAUCCAGACGGAAGGCUUCUGGAGACCCUUGCGAGGGAUCAACGUGACUGUGGUGGGAGCCGGCCCAGCGCAUGCCCUGUACUUUGCCUGCUAUGAGAAAAUGAAACGAAGUUUCAGUGACAUUAUUCGCCACGGAGGGAACAGCCACCUGGCCAACGGUAUAUUGACAUAACCAACCCAGGGUGCCAUCCUGGUCCCUUGCCUCUCAAAUGGUGUACUUUUUUCUUGCGCUCUGGCAUCUUCCGCCUGCAUUUCUGCUUCUGGAAAAAAGACGCUGGGAAGACUCCGCCGGUGGCCGCCUAAGCGCUCUCUUGCUGCAUUCAACUCCUUGUCUGUUUUCCACAGGCAUCAGCAGUGUUAGAGUCUCGUGUAUGAAGAAUAAAGAAGCCACGUAGUGCUCCAGAGCCCCUAAAAGUUAGAUGUUGGAGAAGCAUUUGACCCUGAGCAACUCUGGUUGGGGCCAUAGGAAGCAGAUAUUUGAAGCAACUUGUUGGUCAAGCUUGGGUAGCCCUCUAGGGAAGCAGGUUCUUAGGGCUUUUUUUGGGGGGGGGGACAAAUUGCUUCUGCUUCUAAAUCAGUAUCUAAUCUUAUUAAAUCUAGCCAUUGCAUUUAUAUAUUGCCUUUCUGCCAGGGCACCAAAGAUGCAGUGGUUGCUGGUGCCUUUGGGACACUGUAGGGCAGGAGGCAGGGAGAUCAACAGUAAGUGCAGCCAGAGCCGCUCUAGUUUUGCCCCAUCCUCUGCCUCCCUGCUAAGUUCUGUAGCGCAACACUGAGACCAGGGAGGAGGAGGAGGAGGAGGAGGAAGCUGACAGGCAUGGCCACCCCUUAGACUGGUUUCAAGUAGAAAGGCAAGCUAGUUGGGGGCUGGCUGACGGCAGACGGGUUGGUGGGGCAGGGCCCUGUUCACCCUAAGACGGUGGUUUUCAACCUGUGUGCCGUGGCACCCUGGGGUGCCUUGAAUGAUGCUCAGGGGUCCCUCUUUCCUUCCCUCCCUCCUCUGAUGCCCUCUUGCGUCUCUGCCUCCCAAAGGCUUGCACAGCUGUUUGUGGCUGUAGCCCUGGCUACAAGCUUCCCAGGCGAAUGGUGCUUCUGGGGCUGGCCAGGGGGUGCUGGUUGCCAGGAGCUGAGGCAGCCUUGGAGUAAGCAAGCAAGUGGGUGAGGGAGCCCAGCCAGCCAGUCCUCCAGCCCUUGCUGUUGGGAAUGGACAGACAAGUCCCAGGCCCCUGUGGGGCAGGGGAGGGGCAGCUCAGAGAGGGAACACUUCACAAGGGCGGGUGUUUGAAGAAGGGUGAGAGGCUGCCAGCUCUGCAGGCAAAGGGGGACAUAACUGGACUCCUGAGCCCCACAGGGGAGCCGCAGAAAGAACGUAGUUGGUCAAGGGAGCCAUGGACUCAAAAAGGUUGAAAACCUCUGCCCUAAGGAAUCAGCCUCUGUUGCCAAGGUGGCUUAGAAUUAUAAAACACUAAAACAAGUGAUCUAUAGCAUAAAGUUGGCUGGAGGAGCAGUCCAAGCGGAGAAGGUCCCGAUUCUCUUUGUCUGCCUGCCUGCCUGCCUCCCUCUCUUGGCUGUCAUCUUCAGAAGCUUACGUUCUGGUCUAGCCAGCCAAAUGCCUUUGUUCUUGCUUUGUCCCCCAGUAUUUGGAGGUAUCUGACCUUUCUUUUGGGAGGUUUUAUUUGGGGCCUGUGCUGAUAUUCCCACUCUUGAGGGAACUAUAGUAAUAACCCAUGGAAUAAAUUCUUCACUCUCUGAAUUUGCACCUGCCUGGCUUUGUAACCACAGAUUAAUGGAUUAAUGUAGAAAAACAUCCAAUUUAAAUGCAGUCAGUAUUUCAGGCUUGGUGGUCUAAAAUACAAGUCAAUGUGUAUAGUAUUAUGCAGGGUGUUUUUUAAAUAUAUAUCUAUAUAUAAAGUGUGCCUCUGAAAUAUUAUUUAAUAUGCAGAAAUCAGUUUUAAAGAAUCCAGUGCAUAUAGCAGAUGCAGACAGUGGGUCGCUUUCAACUAACUUAGAGUAGGCCCAUUAAAAUGAAUGGACCCAAGUCAGCUUUGUGUAUUAAUUUCAGUAGGUCUAUUCUGAACAGGACCCUCUUUGGAUGCAACCCAGUGUCUCUUCAGGUACAAAGUUGCCCAUGGCCAUUUCAGGGGACAUGUCAGCUAUUGCUGGCUGUGUGGCCAGUCACAACCUAAUGAACUGUGUCUUCUCGGUGCUGGGGAAUCUCUCUCAUACCCCAACAUUAUGAUUAUAUAUUUAUUUGUCCCCUGCCUUUCCCCUCACAUUAAAGGAUUGUUUGAAGGGAGCAGCACUUAGCAUAUUUCCCUUGCUCAGAAUGACAACAUGAUGCCAUAGCCACAAAAGAAUAAUGGAGGGAUAAAAAAACUUAAAAAACAACAGUGUUCUGAAACAAAUAGGAUUUAUUUAUUUUCAGUUGAUCCAAUUGGGACACUUUAGAAAAGUGUUUUAAAUAGCAUGUCAUGGCUGUACAUAAUCUUAAUAAUGUUAUGUUUUACGUAUCCAGUAUCAUAUUUGAAAUAUGUUAAGACUUAAUUCAGAAAUGCAAAUUGGGAGUGCAAAUAUGUCUUUUGUUGAGUAUCUUUUGAGGUUUAUCUUCUUGUGUUUUGGUUUGAGGUUGCGGUUGCUCCCUCCCCCCCCCCCGACUUUUUCAUAACAACUUCGUCAUAGGUAGGUGUACCUGGAAGUCAGUAUGGGCAGGUAGACAGUUUAAAACACAGACUUGCUUUGCACAACUGCGCAGAUGAAUUUCAUAAGAACGAACUGCCAAAGAAGAACCAUUCUUCCCCCAGAUGGUCUCUUAUAAGUUGCUGCGCUGUAUUUUUGCAAAUGGUGAAUGCUUUCAUAUGUCUACUGUGGCUUUUUUAUAUAAAAGUGUUGUGGGGGCUGUUUUUCUUUUUCUUUUUAAAAGGAGCAAUGUGAUUCCUGAUGAUGUUGCAUAAAUAAGGGUGAUUAUGUAUUGUGCAUUCAAGAGCUCAUUUGUGUGCAAAAGGAAAGGCGAAUUGUUGAGGAUUGGUUUGUGAAAGGGGACUUGUCUUUUUUGUAUGUUUGUGCAGGAAUGGCUGGGAGCUUAGCUACCCUACUCCAUGAUGGUGUUAUGAAUCCAGCUGAAGGUAAUGCCCUCGCCUAUCAAUAGUUCCGUGGUGUUGAGCGGAGGAAAGGAGAAUUAAAAUUGGCAGGAACCCAUAAGACCUACAUAGUGCUUUGAAUUGUUUCUUAAUUUUAAACUGUUUUAUUGUUGAUUCCCCCCCCCAUGAGUUUUUAUGGGAAACUAUUCACAAAUGGAGUCAAAUAAGUAAAUGAAAUGUUGCAGAUUGGGAGACACAGGCAGUUCAGCAUUGCCAGUAAAAAGGUAAGGGUAAAGGGACCCCUGACCAUUAGGUCCAGUCGUGACCGACUCUGGGGUUGCGGCGCUCAUCUUGCUUUAUUGGCUGAGGGAGCCAGCGUACAGUUUCCGGGUCAUGUGGCCAGCAUGACUAAGCCGCUUCUGGAGAACCAGAGCAGUGCACGGAAACACUGUUUACCUCCCCGCCGGAGCAGUACCUGUUUAUCUACUUGCACUUUGAUGUGCUUUCGAACUGCUAGGUUGGCAGGAGCAGGGACUGAGCAAUGGGAGCUCACCCCAGUCCGGGGAUUCGAACCACCAACCUUUUGAUUGGCAAGUCCUAGGCUCUGUGGUUUAACCCACAGCGCCACCCGCGUCCCUAGCAUUGUCAGUACUGACUGGUAAAUGACUCCCAAAUUUCUGCGAGGGUCACCUGGGAAUUGAAACGGUACAUUUAGAGCAAUUACAUUAGUUUUGUUUCAGAAAGGGCAACUCCAGCUCCCAUCACACCAUGCUUUUAAGUUCUAUGAUACCACUUUAAACAGCCACGCCUUCCAUCCAAGAAUUCUGGGAGCUGUAGUUUGUUAAGCCCCUAUUACCCUCACAGAGCUACAGUCCUCAGAGUUCCCUGUGAAGAGGCAUUGAUUGUCAAACCAUGCUGGAAAUAAUAGCUCUGUGAGGGGAAUAGAGGUCUCCUAAAAGCUCUCAGCGCCCAGCAUUUGUUGGGGGAAGCCGUGACUGUUUAAGGUGGCGCCCUAGUGCUGUAAAGGUAAGGUCUGAAUGUGGCCUCUGUCUGAUGCAGACACUUUUGUGACUGACAAAUGUCCCCGCUUGGCAGCCUUGAGAAUCCAAAUGAAAUCUACUUUAAACUUGACAGGGGAUUGGGUGAUUGAUAUUUAAUCUGCCAGAUACUUUAGUGUAUUUGGCUUUGCAAGUUUAAAAUGUUAAACUUUUCAGAUCUUGUAAUUCUGAAAUUAAACUUUUGGGACUUUGUCUUCCUCAAAUAUAUUAUCUGGGAAAUUACAAUGGCCAUUAUUUACUAUUCUGUUAUUGGUUGGUACGCACCGCCGAAAUCUGUGAAUUGCAUCUAAUUUGGCUUUUCUUAUUUCUUUUGUUUCCCUGCUCGGGGCGCACCCAACACCUCGCUGUGCCUUCCUGCCCACUGAGCCAGUGGUGAAGCAGCGCAUGCAGAUGUACAACUCUCCGUACAAGACGGUCCUGGAGUGCAUCCGGACGGUGCAUCGGACGGAAGGGAUGGGUGCCUUCUACCGGAGCUACAGCACCCAGCUCACCAUGAAUAUCCCCUUCCAAGCCAUUCACUUCAUGACCUAUGAGUUCAUGCAGGAGCAGAUCAACCCCUGCCGACAGUACAAUCCAAGUACGCACAUCAUAUCGGGGGCUGUGGCUGGGGCUGUGGCGGCUGCUGCCACGACUCCCCUGGACGUCUGCAAGACUCUCCUCAACACGCAAGAGAACAUGGUGUUGAGUUCUGUGAACGUUAGCGGACAUCUCUCUGGAAUGGCCAAUGCCUUUAGGACAGUGUACCAGCUGGGGGGCAUCGCUGGGUAUUUUAAGGGGGUCCAGGCAAGGGUGAUAUACCAGAUGCCUUCAACUGCCAUUUCCUGGUCUGUGUAUGAAUUCUUCAAAUAUGCACUUACAAAGCGUGAACUGGAGAAGGGGACACCGUGCUGACGUGUCCUGGUGCUGCAGCUGCAACCCAGAACCUCUGAGACGGCAGAGUCCCUUUGUGGGGGUGCUGGAAUUCUCCAGGGCUCUUUAUGUGACUGUGUAAAGGUUUCUGGUAGAUUCACCCCUGGGGACUGCUGUGUGUGUGUGUGUGUGUGUGUGUGUGUGUGUGUUUUCUUAGAUGCCAGAGAAAUUGAUUCUGUACCUUCCCCCCUGCUUUUGUUAAACCAUAUUGUGCAAGGAUUGUUUGGCUUGAACAAGUAUUUAUAGUUUUAUUUGGAGUUUAUAACUGUGACCAGUUUGUACAGGGUUCUACAAGGCUUGAAAUGCUUUUGAGGGCUGCCCCUGAGGGGCAAGGGGCAAAGAGAGUUCUUGUGGAUUGGACUUUCCUCUCUUUGAAAAUGUAAAAGAUUGAGCCUUUUAGCUGAACAAAGUUCUGUAUAGAGAAAUUAUGCGAUAUAAAUUGAUGGAUAAUGUUUAUCCUUUUAUUUUUCUAUAUCAGUGAGUUGGGUGGCUUUUAAGAGUUCUAACAGCUGAACAAGAGUUAUUUUUGUGUGUGUGUCAGAAGAGGCUUCUGCACUAUUUUGAAAAAUUGUGAAUAGCAUUAUCCCCACCCCUCCUGAACCAGAAUGGCUUUAAUCAUCACUUGUUGUCCAGUGUCAUAGUGGUAAAGAAUUCUCAAUCCUUAAACAGCUCCUUAAAUUCUUCUGAAACUGGAUACUCAAAGAGGCGUAGGACUUUGAAAUCUUAAGAAACUGCCUUAUGUGAGUCAUUUCCCUUUUAAUGUAUUGAGAUCGGUAGGCACUUCUGGAAACUUCAACCAGUUUUGACUAAUACCGAGUAGAAGACCAAGAGUACGUAGUUUUGCAUAAAACUGUGUUUUAGCAAACCCUUAAAUGCCUCUGAUGGUACUUUAAAACCAAAUUGCAUCUCAGUUUCUGAACAGGUGUUGUGUGACUUUCCCCCACUAAGACCCCUGUGCCUGUCCAAGACCUUUUGCAGCUGUGUGUGUGUGUGUGUUUUUGCAAAUUUCACUCCUGCAAGUGUGCUGAGGGGUGGGGCAUCAGUUUACAUUUCCUUAGGAAAACUUGCCUUGAAUCACUUCUUGUUUUUGUUGUUGUUUUUAAAAAAGGAAAAGGCAAAAAAGACUGACAAGAAAAGGCAGCUCUUUGUUGCGGUACAGUUAUAAUGCCUCUGAACCAAAAAGCCUUUGCAGAGGCAGAGACAAACUUCACUCCCGCCCCCCCCCCAAAAAAAGAGAGAGCGGUGAUGUUGCUCUUGGCCCUCUGGCCUGUACAAAUGAAGGUAUGUAGAGUUAGUUCUAGCACUUGUGAUAGCUUUGUGUCUGCUUUUUUAUGAACAUGUACAACUUUUGUGCUGUCCCAGAAACGUUUUGUCCACACAAAGAGUACAGUUUACAGUGGUACCUCUAGUUACGAACUUACUUCAUUCCGGAGGUCCGUUCUUGACCUUAAAUUGUUCUUAACUAGAGGCGUGCUUUUGCUAAUGGGGCCUCUUGCUGCCGCUGCGCCGCUGGCACACGAUUUCCGUUCUCAUCCUGGGGCAAAGUUCUCAACUCGAGGUAACUCUUCCAGGUGAGCGGAGUUUAUAACAUGAAGCAUUUGUAACCUGAGGCGUUUGUAACUCGAGGUACCACUGUAUUUUUAUUAUAGAUAUAUAUUAUUUAUAUAUAUAUAUAUAUAUAUAUAUAUAUAUAUAUAUAUAUAUAUAGUUAGCAAAUCAGGAUUGCAACUGGAUGGUCCCGUUUGUUGUGUGCUACACAUCCCUGUAUGUGGGAAAUGUACAAUUCUAAAGCAAGAUACCGUAUUGGCCCGAAUAUAAGCCACGCUCCCCCCCCCCCACUUCCAACCAUGAAAAGUUAAAGUGUGGCUUAAAUUCGCAACCUUACAGAAGUUGGCUUUUACUGUGCUAGGUCUGUGGCCCUGAAACAGCUGUGCUAGGUCUGCGGCCCUGCCUUGCCUUCCAGGGCCGGAAUGGAGAGAGCGCCCCCCCCCCCCAGAUGCCAGCACGAGGGCUGUUGGGGGUGUGGGACAAUGCUACCCAUCCCGACUGUGGCUCCCACGCCUCCCCCAAGGCGUCAGGGGGGUGGGGGGGAGGCCGCCAGCAAAGCAGCACAGCUCCCCCCCCCCACCCCAGGAAGCAUCCCUGGAGCAUGGGGGAAUGGUACCCGUAGGAUUUUCUUCUACAUUUGCCAUUUACAGGUGUGAGUGCCUGCAGAAUUUUAAGGGAGUGGCUUAUAUUCAGGUAUUGUCUUUUCUUCUUUUCCCCCUUUGAAUUUUAUAGGUGUGGCUUAUUUGCAGGUGCGGCUUAGAUUUGGGUCAAUACGGUACUUAAAAAAGAAGAAAUAAUCCUGUUGGGAUUUAAUUGAACAAUAUAUAAGAAAUAAUUGUAACGGUCUGCCUCUUCCAAAGUGCCUGGGUCUAUACACUUUAUAAAUAAUAGUUAUUUAUAAAUAGCAGCUAUUUCAUAGUAAUCUCAAUGCACUUGGUGGACUGGCUGCAGAUCAGCCUGAGGGGAAUGGAAGUUCCAUACACCUGGUGGGGCCAUGGGGAUGAAGGCUGCUCCAAGUCUGUGGGUUGUAGAUGGUUGCUUUUGUGCUUGAAAGUGCCAAAGCUCAACCUGAUCACUUUAAUUAUAAAUACUAAUGCACAACUGCUUCAGAUUAUUCCAGUCUGCUUCCUCAGCAGCGAGAAGUGAAACAAAAAUACCUCAGAGGUUCCUUUUCUUUCUUUGGUGGGUAAUGGUGGGCUUAGAGCUGCUGCUGCUCAUUUGCAGAUUGGCUGCUACCUUUUGCCGCCAUCCCAAAUCUUUCUAAUCAGUGCUUUUUUGUGGGGGGGGGGAGUGCAGAAAAGACCCAAAAGGUGCCGGUACUCAUAUCUUUAAAAAGAACCAUGAGUUUCAGUACAAAAUGGCUACCAUGGGCAGGGAAAAAAAGGUGAUGGUACUCCAUACUGGUCUGUACUGUCACAAAAAAGCACUGUUUAUAAUAUAUUUGUGGCAGAACUACAGGGUGUGCGUGAUAUGGGGCUGGUUCUUGAAAGAGCACCCCAUGUAAAUUUCCCCUUCAUCUCCCCACCUCAUCCUGACAUGGUGAGUAGGGUCACUUUUACCAUGUUGUGAUUGUAUGUCCACACAGCACAGGCGCCUGAUCUCACCACUUGGGGGAAGUGUUCCUACUGGGAUGGGCAGCCGGGGAGUAACUGACACAAGUCUUGUCUUCAGGGUUGGGUGUAACACGGAGGUCUGCCCUAGAACUUGCCGUGAUCACUGGCCAAAGCACUACACCUGGAAUUGCCCUUUACUUGACAGGGAUGAUCAUCUGCUUUCUGAAGGUGUCCUAAGGUCUUCCUGUGGAGGGAUAAGCAGUCCCAAAGCCUCCUGCCAUUUGAUGGUUAUAUCAGACAAAUUUUGAUCUCCCCUCACCCUGCUGUGGCAUUUAUUUUGAUUUAGGUGGGUUUCUCUCUUCCAUGUGUGUGUGUUUGUAUUCUCUGGCAAAAAGAGGAUUCUGUUCCUGGUGGUCAAAUAUUGAUUGUAGAGGUGCACAGUUGAAUUUGUAAAACACCUCUUGCAUCACUACUUAAGCAUUUUCAAAAUCAUGUGUCUCUUGCUUCUCGACUUUUUUAGCAUAUAUGUUUGGAGCAGAAGGAGGUUUUGGGUGGUAUUCCACUGUAUCCUACACAGAGUAGACCCAUUGAAAUUAAUGAACCUAAGCUAAACAUGUCCAUUAACUACAAUGCUUCUACCCCGAGUAAAUAUUGAAUUUGUUGUCAAGCUUGCACUAAGUUUUAAAACCAUUCUGUUAAUACUUCUCACUGAAUGAUUUCCAGGAAGCUGAUGGAUUUUUUUAAAGGUACCACUCAAUACCUUCAGUCAAAUGUUCUUCUGCAAUGUACUUGCAUGCUGAUUUUCAUUGCCCUUCUGAAUACAGGCACUGAUCACUUGGAUAUAAAUGCAGACAGCAGUCCCAGCAUACGUUUAGUAACUUGGCCCUUGAGUAACUUCCUAUUGUUGGGGAAUAAUCUUUGCUGUUGCCUUUUUGGAGAUGUAUGAGAGCUAGAGGCAUGUUGGCUAAAAGCAGGGUUAGUGCAUUACGUGACUGGGGAAAACAGAAUUAUUAUAGCAGCUACUGCUGGAAGACGAAUGUGUGUGCAUCAUGGCUAGUUGCCUGUUUGUUCAACUGAAAAUGGAUAUUAGGUUGCAAAAUCAAUAGGAUUAUUUUUCAUUCUCUUAACAGUGUGUAUGUAGCAUUUUCAGCCUUUGGAAUGUAGAGGGAAAAGACAUUCCAGAGUGUCAUACAAACCAGAGGAGAGUUUAGCAAUAACCUUGAGGACUGAAAUUUAAAAUUGAUUUCUACACCUGUCCCAUCAUGUCAGGCAGAAGACUAGGCUAGGUUCCCGUACAGUCUAGAUUUCUUUGCCAAUAGAAUUUUUGUACGGACACGGGUGGGGAACCUUGUGGCCCUCCAGAUAUUGGACUCUACCAGUGCCCAUUCUAGAUGGGGAUGAUGGGCGUUUUAGUGCAACAACAUCUGGAGGUUCCAUCACACUUGAUAUAUAAUGUAAACCUCCCUCUUACAUUCUGAAGUGCUACAACCCAGACAUGGGUUCAGCAGAAUGCUCAGGACUAGGGCAAGUAUUCAUGGCCAAUUGUUUCCCCCUUUGAAUAGUAGGGAUGCACCCUCACCCACCCUGCUCAAUGCCUUACUACAAGCUGCUUUUGAAAAUCCCUCCUUUUCAGAAAUUUGUUGGAUGUGUAUGUUUGGACAGGGCUUGCCUUGGAUGAACUGUGCACAGAACUAGUGACAUAGCUUUUUUUGAAUUGGACCCAACUUUCUAUUCGUAGAUCAGAGUUGCUUUUGCCCAAGCGACUGGUGGAUAACCACAAGUCUUCCACUACAGGAACAUGCUGCAAGGGUCUGUAGCAUGUUGGUUAUGCCACAUGCCUGCUUAAUCACUGCACAUUUUAAAACAUUUUAUGCACGAAACCCUCUAUCACAAGAAAGCGUGAAGCAGUCUCCCAGUCGAGUUGGAAAAUAGGCCUCUGGGAAAAGCAGUUUGGAAUCAGCUCACGCUUUUACUAGUGGUGUGACUGAAAAAGAAGCAGCAUAAGCUAGCCAAUCAGGGAUCCAGUUCACAGCAGCAUCUGUGCUUGCUAAUGUUGCAGAAUGCAUGCAUGAGAAGACAGAAGUUGCUGCGAGAGGGAGAUCUGUAGCCGUGUCCCUUAUGCUGCUGCCGUUAAUACAUGCCUGUGACCUUAAGGACAGUAACCGUUAAUACAUGCCUGUGACCUUAAGGUCUAAAAUCAACCAAAUAUAACUGACCCAGCCCAAAACUCUGCUGGCUAGUAUUUUUUAUUCUGUUGGGAAUAUGAUUCAAAAUACAAAAGAGGCAUGGGGGUGGGGCCUUCCUGGACCAUGCUUCUGGCUAUGUUCCAGCCCUACAUGUGCACACCAGUAGUCUGGCUCCUGAGGUCAUUUUCCCUAGCCAGAUUGUAAUUCUGUAAGAAGGUGUGUGUGUUGGGUAGAAUGGGGAGGGCAGGGUUCAGGAGCCUCGUCAUCAUGUUUUCUGCUUUAAACCUCACCAACCACUGUGCACACAAUUGGGGACAGGCUUACAUUUAAAGACUGGUCUCCCUUGAUGCCUAUUUGAAUUGAUUUCCUUGCAAUCUAGACCAGAGGCUAGGAUGUCACCAUGAACUUGGCUGGCUUCUCACAAGCUAAUCUGUGAAGCAGCUGGGGAAGAUUCUGACAGCCACCAGUGGGAUGCUCUCUGAGUGCAGUCUUCAUUUUUUAAAAAACAAACAAAUCUGAAUACUCAUUAAUGACUAGUGGCUGGGACUGGAGCUCCCCUUCUAAAACAGAGUAGGAAAUGUGUUCUCCAGGGAUUACAGACUACACCUGCCAUCAUUCCUGACCAUUGCUAAUGGUGGCUGAGGCUGAUGGGCAUGGGGAGCCCGAUGACAUCUGGGGGGGGGGGGUGACUCGCUCCCCGCCUCUGCUCUAAAGCCAUUUUCAGCUAUGCCAUGUCUUGGCUUAAGAAAUUAAAAUAUUCUAGCAGCUAAAGUUUUUUGAAAGGUCUCUAAGAAACAAAGCAGACAAGUGCACACAUUGCUGCUUUGCAUGCUAUAAACGCACAUUUAUUUUUUAAAAAACAAGGGUGGAUUUUAAAAAAUUGAUAUUUUGUUCUUCUAAAAUUGCCUUUUUAUGUAUUUACCAAUGUCUACUUUUUAAAAGAAUGUUUCUACAUAUAUGUAUAUGUAUAUAUUUAACAGGGGAGAAAGUUGUUUUUCUGAGAAAUGCUGCUACAGUUAAAACACUGGAGCUUAAGAAAUAAAAGUAUUUGAUCUGAUUUCCAUAUGCAUGCAUUUUGUGUUUGAUUUUUUUUUGGGGGGGUAAAUGGUAACUAGGAACUUAUACUCAAGUUGUCUGUGGGGCAGAAUUCUGCAAUAUGUUAAUUAUAUUUUAUCCCACCUACCUCCAAGGAUCCCAGGGCGGUGUUACAUGGUUCUGUUCCUUCAUUUUGUUUUCCCCACAUCCCUGUGCGGUAGAGCAGGCUCAGUGAAUGACUGACCCCAAAUAACUCGGUGAGCUUCAUGGCUGGGGAUGGGGUGGGAUUUGAACCAGGGUGUCCUCUGAUCAUCACAAUUAUAACAAAUAAAGGCUUGACUUAUCUCGCUUUGCAUAUCAUGAGUCUAUCUCAUAUAUUAGUUUCACCUUUUAAGUUGAAUUACUGAAAUAAAUGAACUUUUCCACGAUAUUCUAAUUUUUCGAGUUUCACCUGUACAAACCUGGUACUCACAUCAAAGUGAAGACAUGUACCUUAAAAUGUGUUGUAAGCACACAAAUACAUGUUCAGAGAUGCAUCUUCUGCAUACCUGUUGACUCUGGCAUCACAGAUGGAUGUGCAAAGCGGCUCUUAUCUUUUUUCUGCAUGUGGAAGCACCACAAAACAACUGUUUUACAGAAGAAAAUUUGGUGAUCGCUGAGACUCCCCACCCACAGCAGCCGGUAGAACACACCCCCAACAAAUAAAACACUGCCAAAAAACAGAUCCCUUCCUGACAAAUAAAAAAAUAUAAAUUGGGAGUGGCAGCGGCUCCUGUUGGGCUUGGAAAAGUUGUCUGAUGGUAUCCGUGGGUACCAUUUGCAGGCCCCAGUGCUAUGUUAUAAUGCACACUAUAUGUAGAAAUACAUAUCCUGUGUAUUUGGAGAUGGGUGAUGGAAAGACACAGACCCCCUCCAUGACCCUAGGAAAGGAUUUCAUGAUUUGGUAGUUGAUAAGAAAUUCAUAAAUGUACAGAAUUCAGUAGCCUGUGUUAUUUUAUGAAAUAAUAUCUCUAGCACAUGAGACAGUGCAAGUAGAUUUUAAACUGUGGAAGCAGAUGGCGGGGUUUCAGAAACUGAAAUAUGGGGUUUCUAAGGGGCUGGAGGAGGGACAGUUUCUCUUUUCCAAAGUUCAAAUGCAAAAAUAAAAAUAUUUAUGUUCAUACAUACAAAGAAAGCAAACUUUUUUUGCAUUCUGCCAAAAGGUGGCCGGGUGAGACUUCCGGGGUGGCGCCAUCGGUAAUGGCGGACUCCCUCUGAUCCGGAGGGACUAGCUCUACGGAAAUCGGGUCUGUUCCACUACGGCGAAGCGGGGACCCUUUAAAAAAUCACAGGCGGGUGAAGCCUGUGACCGUGGGACUCGGCGGGCACCUUUCGCGCCCCCCCAAUUCGUAAAGGAACCCAAUUACGGGCUCCGGAGCGAAGCGGGGCAAGUGGCGCGGUGCUGAGAGUCAACUGCUUCUUCCGUGGAGCGAAGCCGCACAGCCGUUACCGGAGAGCGCUACCUUUUUCCUGUGGCAAUCUGGCUACAAAAACAACUACCCGUGAGUAGGUUAAAUUUGGACAAUUGGACUCUAAACAACGACCCAUGAGUAGAACGGAAAAUUGGAUUAAGAAAUUUCUUUUAAUUUGGCACUGAAGUGGGAAGGUCUAAACAGGAAGUCAGCCUUCCGUUUCUUGUAGAUAGAUUAAAGCAAAGACAUGGCAAACUAGAGUUUAGAAAAUCGUCUGUAAAGGAUCAACUUUCAUCAUCUAAAAUUACUGAACCCCCUUUGGAAGCAGGAGAAGAGGGGGGAUUUUUUUCUGGACUGUUUAAACCUGCAGAAGAGAGUGUAAAGAAAAGUAAUUUUCCACCGUCUUGAACCUGGGAGCGGGGUGUCAGGACAGAUGUUUUCGGGAAGUUCAUUGACUAUAGACAAACGUGUGUUUUUUUAAAGAUAUUUAUUGAAAUUUUCAAAGUGUUACAAAUAAGAAAAAAUAAAAUAGAAGCAGAAGAAAGUACAAAUAAAAUAGUUGACAAAGUAGAAAAAAAACAAACAAACCCCUUCCCACCAUAUGAGUAAAAAUUC
Molecule: messenger RNA, 40119 nt
Organism: Podarcis lilfordi (Lilford's wall lizard)
Lineage: Eukaryota; Metazoa; Chordata; Lepidosauria; Squamata; Lacertidae
Source: the annotation of a GenBank genome assembly